CUUGUCCGUACUCGGACCUAUUUGAUCUUCUGUAUGAUUUGGAUCUUUGUAUGUAUCUAUUUGUAUCUUGACUCGUUGGAGUCGUUGUUGUAAUAUAUGUUUCUCGUGGGCUCUAUUGUAAUCCUGUUGUAAUGUUACCGCUCGUGUUAAUUCCUCUGGCAUCACGUGUGUGAUUCGUCGCGCACGUCGUGUCGGAGGGCGUCUCUGAAUCGAUAUCAUGCGGAUUUCGGCGGGAUCGCUGGAAUCCUCAUGGUACCGGUUCCGGGGCGUCACAGCCUCUUCUGCAGCCGCGCGACCAGCAGGUGUCCUGGUUGAGGCGUCUCGAAGACAAGCUACGCGGGAUCUACUCGGCUAUCACGUGCAGCCGUAGUUCUGAUGUCGUUCAGCGCCACCUCCUUCCACCGCGGCCCUCCACACAGCAGCAGCCGACGGCCACUUCUCACACCGACGGCGACACCCAGACCACCACCUCCUGACCGGGCAGGAGGUUCGUCGUGGCAGCACCACACUCCUUCCGUCGACGACUUUCAGUACCAGCACCACGGAUCACGGCCACGUCGCACACCGACAGUGACACCCAGACCACCACCUCCUGACCAUGCAGGAGGUUCGUCGUGGCAGCAGCAGCAGCACACUCCUUCCGUCGACGACUAUCAGUACCAGCAGCACGGUAUGUUCGGUGACUAUCAGCAUCAAGCUGCUUUCGACGAGUGGCAGCAGCAGCAGGCCCCUUUCAUGGGAGGAGCAGGAUACACACAGGGAUACACGCAGCACACUGCGUCCAAUCCUUCAUGGGGAGCUAGUGAUCAGGAUCCUGAGCACAUGGAGUAUUACAGCACGCAGCAGAACUAUGUCGGUAUGCAGACUCCUCCACCAGAGCCCACAAAGGAGACGCAGUACGACCCCGAGUCCGGGUCCUGGAUCCCUGCUCGCAUCACCAGGGCCCCGGACAGGUUCGGUUGGACACCCCGUGUUACGCCGCCCCCACGAAACCCCAUACGCCGUCCAUAGUCUCAGACAUUUAUGUAUCUAUGUAUCAGACAUUUAUGUACGCAUCACCUAUGUAUCAGACAUUAUGUAUGAACUAUGUAUCAGUAUGUUGUAGCGUUUAAAAAUGGCGCCAUAAGUGCCUCAAGCUAUAUCCCUGCUAACCAUAAGCGUGCUGCAAACAAAACAAAACACAUCCAUGCAAAUAA
This is a messenger RNA of Lolium perenne, 1196 nucleotides long. The record is from RefSeq and is a predicted model, not a curated record. NCBI's taxonomy places the organism in Eukaryota, Viridiplantae, Streptophyta, Magnoliopsida, Poales, Poaceae.